AUGAGUCCAGAGCACGUGCCACGGCGACGCAAGAUUUUCACCGCGUUCUCAAUACAUCUAUCUAGGCUCCUAGGUCGUUCCAGCCUCUCCUCGAAGGUCUCCACCUCCACCAACACCGCAGCAACUGAGCGUUUUCCUUCGCCUCGAUCACGGACAGGAUUCUUUGCCGUUGUUUAUGCCAUAGCCACAUCUUCGUGGUUGAAUUAUUUACUUGUCGUUGUUCCCAUCGCCAUUGCCAGCUACCUCAUCCGCGCACAUCCAGUCAUAGUCUUCGUUACGAAUGUCAUCGCCGUUGUUCCGCUAUCGUCUCUCCUAACGUAUGCCACCGAGAAUAUCUCGCGGGAGUCGGGUGAUGCCAUUGGGGCUUUAUUGAAUGUUACUUUUGGCAAUUUGGUCGAGAUCAUUCUCUUAGCGGCACUCUACCAUGACAAGUUCGAAGUCGUCCAGGCUUCAAUCCUGGGCUCAAUUCUCGUAAAUCUGCUGCUCAUCUUAGGCAUUGCAAUCCUCGCUGGAAGCUACUACAACCAUGAGCAAAGGCACGACCAGGAUGAAGCACAAGGUCUGGCAUGUCUGCUUAGUGUGUCCGUGUUCAGUCUCCUUGUACCUAAUGCAUUCUACCACUCUUUCACCGACGAUGUUAAGGCAGAAGCUGCCACCCUGAUACUGAGCCGAGUAUCCUCGCUGAUGCUACUGGCUAUCUAUAUCCUAUACAUCUUCUUUCAGAUCAGAAGAUCUGUCUCGACAGUCUCAUAUCACCCUCCCGGUUUCACAGCGAGCCGAAGAACAAGCGGCAGUCAUAGCGACAGUCUCCGCGCCUCGUUUAUGGCACCGAGAUCGAUACGCUUUCAAGAUGAGGAGUCAGUGGAUGGCCUGGAGCCUGGGGCCAAUAGGAACAGGGACAUUCUGGAGCUGAGUCCUAUGGUGGAGUCAGACAGGUCCGAAGAGGGUCACGACGAUGACCACCUCCAACACCACAGCGAUGGAGAUGAGGAGUCUCGAGGCCUCAUGGACGACAGGACACCAACAACCGCGGAAGACAAGAAGAUGGCACGUGCACAUUCAAUCUACCAACAUCACACGCAGCACCGGUCACGCUCGCGAGAGUCUCGUCGACGCGGCCGCAGUCAAGGGGCGGAUUCCAGAAGACUUUCUUUUGCCGCUUCCAGCUCCAAUCUUUCUCGAUUUCUACUGGGUAGCAACCCGGCAACAGAUGUUGAAGAUAUUGACUCGACAAGCGACGUGGACGCAAUAUCCGAGACGAUGGUUGUCAUUGGACGGAAGACAUCGAUAUUGAUCCUUGUCAUGUCAUCCGCCCUUGUUGCUGUGUGCGCAGAGUUUCUUGUCAACACUCUCGACGACAUGGUUUCCUCUGGUCCCUUCUCUCAAGCAUUCAUCGGCCUCAUCAUCCUUCCUGUGGCUGGCAACUGUGCCGAGUUGCUCACUGCUAUCAUUGUCGCUGCGAGAGGCAACUUUGAUUUGGCAAUCGGCGUCUCGGUUGGCUCGUCCGUUCAGAUUUCACUGUUUGUAACGCCGCUUGUGGUUCUCUCCGGCUGGAUAAUGCAGAAGGAAAUGACCAUGUAUUUUGGCCUGUUCGAGAUUGUGGCAUUGUUCGCCACCACGUUCCUUGUGAAUUGUCUGAUACUCUGUUCAAGAACGAACGCCUUGGAGGGAAGCAUAUUGUGUGCCUGCUAUUUUAUCAUGGCAGCCGGAGCAUUUCUAUUUCCCAGAUCUGACAGUUUAUAA
This is a messenger RNA of Exophiala spinifera, 1743 nucleotides long. RefSeq names its product calcium/proton exchanger. Gene Ontology annotation, biological process: calcium ion transmembrane transport; intracellular calcium ion homeostasis. Bases 1 to 1743 code for a protein of 580 amino acids. The transcript has 6 exons. Gene Ontology annotation, cellular component: fungal-type vacuole membrane. Lineage: Eukaryota; Fungi; Ascomycota; Eurotiomycetes; Chaetothyriales; Herpotrichiellaceae. Gene Ontology annotation, molecular function: calcium:proton antiporter activity. The record is from RefSeq and is a predicted model, not a curated record.